Linderina pennispora is the source of this 1499-nucleotide messenger RNA. RefSeq names its product HECT-domain-containing protein. Bases 129 to 1337 code for a protein of 402 amino acids. The transcript has a single exon. Gene Ontology annotation, molecular function: ubiquitin protein ligase activity. Lineage: Eukaryota; Fungi; Kickxellomycota; Kickxellomycetes; Kickxellales; Kickxellaceae. The record is from RefSeq and is a predicted model, not a curated record. Gene Ontology annotation, biological process: protein polyubiquitination.
AGUGAUACAGUGCCUAGUCUCUCCUGAACGCCUAUAACCAGAACCAGCAUCUGGUCGACUACACGCGCUUCUACAACGACUCAGUCAACGAGUUCAUCGACAUCAAAGAGGACUUCCCGCGGUACCGGAUGCCCGACGGCGUCGCAUUCUGCACGUACCCGUUCCUGCUGUCGCCGACGACAAAGAGCGAAAUCAUCAAGAUCGAGAGCGUCAUUAUGAUGCGCACUGAGCUGCAGGACUCGUUCUUCCGCGCCAUGUUCACUGGCGUCACUUGCCCGUACCUGGUUCUCGAGGUCCGGCGCGACAGCCUCGUCCGAGACACGCUGUACCAGCUGGAUCUGAAGAUGAGCCAGGACCUGCGCAAGCAGCUCAAGGUGCGGUUUGUCGGCGAGGAAGGCGUCGACGAGGGCGGGGUGCAGAAGGAGUUCUUCCAGCUAAUCGUCCGCGACGUAUUCUCAGUCAAAUACGGCAUCUUCACGGCCAACAACGAGUCGCACUACUUUUGGUUCACGCCCGGGUCCGACCCCAGCAAGGAUGCACUGGAGGAGAUGCGGCUGACGGGUCUUUUGAUCGGCCUUGCUGUGUAUAACGCCGUCAUCCUCGAUAUACAUCUGCCACCGGCCAUGUACAAGAAGCUGCUGGGCGUGCCUGCGACGCGCCAGGAUCUGAAGCAGUUUGAUCCGACGCUGUACCGCGGGCUUAUGCAGCUGCACAAAUUGACGGACGAGGAGCUUGAGUACCUGGAGCGCACGUUUGAAGUCGAGUACGAGGAAUUCGGCGAGCUGCGCACCCACGAGCUGGUCCCUGGCGGCGCCAGCAUCCCUCUAACUGUUGCCAACCGCGACCAGUUUAUCGACAAAUACGUCGACUUUAUCUUCAACGUCUCGUGCAACAAGCAGUUCACAGAGUUCAAGGCUGGGUUCGACCGGAUCUGCGGCGGCUCGUUCGUGCGGUGCAUGCGGCCAGAAGAGCUCGAGCUACUGGUGUGUGGCAGCUCCGAUCUUGACUUUGGUGCUCUUGAGAACUCGACCAUCUACGACGGCGGAUACGCCAAGGACACGCCGGUGAUCCAGUUCUUCUGGAAGACUGUCCGCGGCUUUUCGGACGAACUAAAGCGCAAGCUGCUGUUUUUUGCCACAAGCAGCGAUCGCGUGCCGAUUGGCGGGCUGAGCAAGCUGCACUUCGUUAUUGCAAAGAACGGCGGCGACUCGGACCGCCUGCCCACGUCGCACACGUGCUUCAAUGUUCUGCUCCUGCCAGAGUACAAGACCGUGGAGAAGCUCCGGGAGCGGCUGCUGACGGCGAUCCACAACUCUGAAGGAUUCGGGAUGAUAUGAAGAGUACUUCAUAAGAGUGGAUAUGUGGGGGAGUAGUGUGCUUGCGAACGCUUUGCAGGUGCGCUUGUCUGGGGAGGGGGAGCAACCCGUCUCGUCGGCCUGCCCGGAACAGCCAGCGUGGGCCCUCCCCCAGUCUCACUUGGCCAUGUGGGCCACAGCCCA